Messenger RNA from Triplophysa dalaica, 6383 nucleotides. RefSeq names its product ankyrin repeat domain 50-like (gene ankrd50l). The record is from RefSeq and is a predicted model, not a curated record. Lineage: Eukaryota; Metazoa; Chordata; Actinopteri; Cypriniformes; Nemacheilidae. The coding region runs from base 720 to 5018 and encodes 1432 amino acids. Gene Ontology annotation, molecular function: protein binding. The transcript is spliced from 6 exons.
UGGUGGGUUCCUCUGCGUGAUCUGUUGUGUUUUUUGUUAAGGAGAUUUGCGUUCCUAUGAGCACUAUCCACGCAAAUGACGCUGAGCAUCGCGCCUCGUAUAAGCAAAUCUAUCACGACUGUCCAAAAUCAACGCGUCGGUGUGCGUGGAUUCAUGCAGUGUUGCUAGACCGUGGACACGCGUGGAUGUAUUGCCAUGCUGACGCUGGUGCAAGGAUCUUCCGAACAAUCAGUUAUUUCACUUCUUGCCCUGACAUGUUGAGGAGCAAGAGGGGAGGAGAAAAAGGACCAGAAAAACCGGUAUGCAGCUGGGAUCCGGAGCGAGCAUGCGAAAAAAGGAGUACAUUUCAGUCUGUCGAGCAGAACCAUAAGAACUGUUAGGAGGAAGAAAAAAGCGACAAAGCCACGGAGAGUAUUAAUUACAGAAAUACAUCGUAGGUGAAACCGAAGACAUGGAGAAUACAUAAAGACAGAAGAUAGAGUCUUUGUCAAAGCCUUCUAGCGAACGACGUGACUAAUGAUAUUGCAAAAUAUAAACACACCUGCAGCCAACAGUCAUCUGAGGACACAAUCUUGAAAACUUCAAUACCGAACAUUUGCAGGCAGCACAACGCACCCCUCUGGUCAUUUUAACUACAGCGAAAGCAUUGGAUGAUAAAACAGAUCCCAGAGAGUGUCUACUUCUCUUCUGUGUAGGACUAUGGAAGACGGAACACCCUCAUGGUCCAUCCCUGUUUGUCUCCAGAGGGCCAGAUGAGGCGUACGCUACCAAGCUUGUUGCGGGGCCGGUGGUUCCACUGCCGUGAAUGGGCCCUUGAGAAGAUACAGAGAUGUCUAGAGGCACGGGAUGCCUCCAAAGCAGCAGAUGGAGCAGUCCGUUCCCCUCCAGGUGUCCUGGUGACUGGAGGCCCUGGCACGGGAAAAACAGCCCUCUGCACCGAAUUGGUUUGGCCCCAGUCGGAAACAUGCAGGGCGUCAGGGUUGGCAUCACGCUGUCUGGCUUGGCACUAUUGCCAGCGGGAGGAUGCAGACAGCACAGAGGUGUGGAGAUUUGUUCUGGAGCUUGUUGAACAGCUGAAGGAGAGCCCGCUUUUGGGAGCAGACUAUGUGAAAGUGAUAAGCAGUCCUGCCAUUGCUGUUGUCCUGGAGCCUCUUCAUUGCCAAAGAGCACCUGAUGACACUUUUAAAAGGGCAAUAUUAGAGCCCCUCUCGUCUUUGACACCCCCAGCUCGCAGUGUGUUUAUAGUGGUGGAUUCCCUUGACUCGGGAUGUUGUGGAGGAGAUGGGGUUGGACAGGGGUUGAUUUCGGGAUCUGCGGCCACUCCUAGUUCUUCUGUUGCAGAGCUCCUUUUCAAACACGUACAGCUUCUGCCCCCCUGGAUCUUUCUGGUCUGCUCUGCACGCCGUCAAAACAAAGGCAUUUGCAAAACAUUCUCAGGUUUUCGGCGGUUGUGUCUGGAUGACUUAAGAAAGCCUGCAACUGUACGAGAUGUACAGCAAUAUAUCCUGCGAAGACUUGACAAGGACGGGGCUUUGAGAAGACAGCUUACACCGGAGACAGCUGAAAUGCUUAAUCUUUUGCACAUCAAAAGUGGUGGCUGCUUCUUGUUUCUUGAACGGGUACUAGAUGGUGUUGGUCAUGGACUUGUAGGACUUAGAGAAAUCAGAGACAUUCCUGGCACUCUGAAUGGCCUUUACCUCUGGCUCUGUCAACGACUAUUUCCCCGAAGGCUGUUUGUUCACAUUAGGCCUUUGCUGAAUAUACUUUUGGCAUCUCCAAAACCUCUAACAGCUGAGCAGCUCUACACUGUUGCCAAAAGCCGUGAUUUCUACCUUGGCCUUGGAGACUUCCAAUCACAAAUGCGGACUUUGGCAUCUCUGUUUGUAGAUGGCCCUGAGGGCAGUAAACUGCUCUUUCACAGCAGCUUUGCAGAAUGGUUAACUGAUGUUAAAUACUGCACCAAAAAGUUUUUGUGUUGUGUGAAGGAUGGCCACCUUUCUUUGGCCAUGUCACUCUCUUUUAGAACCAAUUGUUUGGGUACAGAGGAGACUUGCCAGCUGGCGCAUCACCUCCUUAACUGUGGAAUUCAUGAAGGGGAACCGACCAUGCUGGCACUGUGGUUGCUAUGGACUGGGGUUCCAACUUUUAGCCGUGUCAGAAAGGAAUGUUCUGCUAAUGUGCCUUCGCUGCCUCCUGAAACACCAGUGUUAGUCCAGCAAGAUGUACUACAACUUUUGAUGAAAAGUGGAAUCUACCCUGCCACCUGUUCACUAGACAAUAGCUCAAGUGUUGGGGUACACUGCCUUGGUGGAGGAGGCAAGAUUGUAAGGCGGGCAUUGCAUAGGGAAGACUCCGUGAGAGCACUUCUUGAUAGUGGAAUUAAUGUGAACCAUACAGAUCCAGAGGGAAGGACUUUAUUGGCAGCUGCAGCUCAUGCUGGACUUGCAGAUGUGGCUGCGUUGCUAUUACGCCGUGGGGCAGACCCAUCACUGAAUGACAACCAGGGGCAAACGGCACUGACUCUCGCUGCCAGACAAGGGCACGUGGGAGUAUUGCAGGUGUUCCUGUGCUGGGUGCAGGAGCAAGGAAGCAAAAGUCCCGCUGCAAGAGCAUUACUGGAACAUGCAGACAAUGAGGGAUGGACUGCGCUGCGAUCUGCUGCGUGGGGUGGCUACAAGGAAGCCGUGAGUUUACUUCUGGAAGCAGGGGCGGAAAUUGAUGGCUGCGAUUCAGAUGGCCGCACAGCCUUGCGAGCAGCGGGUUGGGGAGGACAUGAGGAAAUCCUAUUGACUCUUCUCGAUCACUGUGCUGAGGUAGACUGCGUGGACCGUGAAGGUCGUACUCCUCUGAUUGCCGCAGCCUACAUGGGUCACAAAGAAGCGGUAGAGAUCUUGCUGAAUGCCGGUGCUAAUGUAAAUCUUUCAGACGGAGAAGGACGCACAGCUCUCUCUGUGGCUGCACUUUGUGUGCCAUCAGCAACCGGAGGACGAGGACAUGGAGAGGUUGUAAGCCUACUGCUGGAACGAGGUUCUGAUCCAGAACACAAGGACAGUGAUGGAAUGACCCCGUUAUUACUGGCAUCAUAUGAAGGGCAUGAGGAAGUGGUAGAGCUCCUUCUUGAAGCUGGGGCUGACGUGGACGAAAGCUCUGGAUAUCAUCCCUCUGCCAUAACCCCUCUUCUUGCAGCUGCGGCAAUGGGGCAUGCUGGCACGGUUAACCGUAUGCUGUUCUGGGGGGCAGCAGUGGAUGGCAUUGAUGGAGAAGGCCGCACUGCUCUCUGCUUAGCUGCAGCAAAGGGUAGCGUUGAAGUUGUAAGAACGUUGCUGGACCGGGGUUUGGAUGAGAAUCACAAAGACGACUUGGGAUGGACACCGUUGCAUGCCGCAGCUUGUGAGGGCCACAAAAGUGUAUGUUCAAUACUGACAGAACAAGGCAGCAUGGCACGUGUUGGUGAGCUUGAUGUAGAAGGUAGGAGCCCUCUAAUUCUGGCAGCACAAGAGGGGCACUGCAGCACAGUCAGACUCUUACUGGACCGCCGGUCACCUAUUGAUCACCGUGCAUAUGAUGGACACUCGGCACUCACCGCGUCAGCUUUGCAGGGGCACAGAGACAUUGUAGAAUUGCUGAUGCAUAGAGGAGCCGACGUCGAUGUCCGAGAUGCUGAGGGAAGACCUCUUCUUUAUUUGCUGGUCCUAGAGGGCCAUUUAGACAUGGCCACCCUGCUCAUAGAAAAAGGUGGUGUCCCUCUGGAAUCAAAAGAUGUGGAAGGACGAACAGCCCUGCAUGUUGCAGCUUGGCAAGGGGACCUGGAUGGCAUUGCGAUGUUGCUCAAAUAUGGUGCAGACCCAAAUGCACAAGACCUUGAUGGUCGGCCAGCUUUGCACUCUGUGGCAUGGAGAGGUCAUGUAGAUGCCGGCAGACUGCUUCUUAGAGCCAAGGGUCUCAAUGUAGACCUAGCUUGCAAACAACAGGGUGCCACAGCACUUGGCAUUGCUGCUCAGGAGGGGCAUACUGAAAUCGUUGCUAUGCUUUUGGAAAAAGGUGCAAAAGCAGACCACGUGGACCGGUAUGGUCGCAGACCAGUAAAAGUAGCAGGAAAGCACGGCCAUUUCUUAAUUGUCAGACUGCUAGAGAGCUACGGAGCCAAGCCUUUUUCAGGCAUUAUACCAUUUUCACCCAGCGGCGCACCAAAUACUUUUUACCAUUCCUCCACGAAGAACCAGGUGUCCCAUAGCUCAGGAGAAGUGUGCAUAAAUGGAGCUCUCACCACGUGUUCUUCCUCCUCAAAUUCUGUUUCUGCCUCCUGUUCCCCAGCUUCUACAGCAGAGCGUUUCCACUCCAUGCCCGCCUCACAAACGUCCUCCUCCACCUCUCACUCUCUGGCUACAGUGCAGACUGUGCCUGCUGACACCCUAAACUUCAUCCAGCAGAUACAACAGCAUUCGCUUCCUCGUUCUCGCAGUCGGCCUUCCACCUUGCCUCUUCCUGGCUCCAACCCUGCCAGCCUCCAAGGAAGAGCUUCAAGGCAUAAGCUGAAGGCGCCAACCAGUAGCAGUCCUACACAUGAACAGUGCACCUUUAAUGAACUGCAGGACUCACAGAAACCCAUCAAAGGGCUCGGAUCUUCAGGGGAUGGGAACUACCUCUUAAAUUCUAAAACUCCUUACAUUAUAGAGGAGAGCUUCAAACACUCUGGAGGAGUAGACUUGAAGUGGAACUCGGUAAUGGCUUCAUUAGGAGUGAUGCCAAACCAGGAGGGCCAAGUCAGACAGACAAAAAAUCGAGAAAGUCCCCCUAUGGGGUAUCCACCUAUUUGCCUCCAAUCCCAUGCACAAAGAGAUGAUUGGGGAAGCUUGCAAAAGACACCCAUGGACUUUUCCCCAACUAGUGCCUUACGUGAUGAAUCUUGGUUUAACAUGACAUCUACUGAUCCACAGCUAAAUCUCAAACAGGCAAUUAAGCUUCAGUUUGAAGGGCCAACCAGUGCAGCACUUUAUAAGCGAGAAACCCCUCUCUGAGGCAAGCCUGGAUAUUCAGGAGUUCAAGGAGGUUGAGGGUGGUGAGGGUAAUCACUGCACUGUCUUGAGAGCAGAGGUGGAUGGCAGAUGAGAGCGUCGUAAGACACUGACCUCCACCCCUUUUUAACCCGAUGACCCCAACGCACAAAAGAAAGGGGGAGCACGGAGGAACUUAAGUUCAAAGGCUCAAGCUGUGUAAAUUCCAGAGCUUUUCCCCUCAUCGCAUCACAAUGGAGAGCUGCUCCCUCAUACUUUCCUUUUACAAACACAGGAAAAUGUAUUUACAUUCAGAUGGGACACUUUUGGAGAUUUUCUCAACUGGGAUUGUGCAUUUGCAAAAAGUAUGUGUAUAUGUACCCCAGGGAUGUUAGUGCAUAUAAUAACUUGGCAUUAAACACAUAGGCAUAGACGUCACAGUCACAUUCUUUUAGCAUUAUACACAAACAGCGGGGUUCGGUGUUCCACUUAGAGCCCAAGACAGAUUUUCUCAUGGGACAAUAAAACGUUUACUUUACUGUACCUUACCCUAGUCCCAGGUAAUGGAAACAAAUUGCACCUUCAUUGUAUAUUGCUGAAUAAUGCGAGCUAAUAUUUGGCAUAUUUGGGGAACAUUUUCUGUACAUUGUUCACAUAUUUGGUUUACACCAGGGUGUUAAAGUGCCCAGAGUUAGACAUUAAGUGCUUUUUCAAAAGCACACAAGGAUACCAACAAAUUUAAUGCCACUGUCACUUAGAAGUUUUGUAUGUCAGAAGAUUUUCUGAGGAAUUGGAAAAAUUUGUAAUGUUUUUGUAUUUUAAACAUGCUAAAUUUGAUCUACAGUCUGUUCUAGGACAUUAAUAUGUUACUGUUCUUUCAUCCGUUUGAGUUUAGAUUUUACUCAUUCUAGAAUAAUUGUUUUGUUCCAUUGUAAUAUUUAAAGUUAUUUGGUUGAUUGAGAUUAAAACAUGGCAGAAGCAGUAAAGGGCAGUAAGGUUUCAAACAUCAUAUGAUUGCUUACCAACAUACAAAUGGAUUCCUGGAAAACAGUGAUUUUUUGUGUCCUGGUCCAUGUGUACCUUCAGCACAAACUGUUUAUCGGAUACUCUUAUCUGAAAGACCCAGGUCAGUUCAUGAAGUUCGCUGCUAACAAUCUGGCGGGUGUGUUUAAUAUAAGAGGCUUACAUAAUGUGCAUUGCUGUGGGUCCAGGACCAGAAUUAAAAACCACUGGAAUAGAAGGAUAAAAACAUAACAGUCAUAAAAAGUGAAAAGGGAUAGCGUGAUGUGAAUUAAACACUUUGCCAUAGGUAAUUUAUAAUGUUUAUACUAUUUUGUAUGUUACAUUUUAUUGACAUGCAUUAAUUAAAAAAUGUUUUAUAAAUAUAAA